This is a messenger RNA of Melanotaenia boesemani (Boeseman's rainbowfish), 8749 nucleotides long. It is a transcript of the gene znf292b, whose product is annotated as zinc finger protein 292b. The record is from RefSeq and is a predicted model, not a curated record. Gene Ontology annotation, biological process: regulation of transcription by RNA polymerase II. NCBI's taxonomy places the organism in Eukaryota, Metazoa, Chordata, Actinopteri, Atheriniformes, Melanotaeniidae. Bases 13 to 7644 code for a protein of 2543 amino acids. Gene Ontology annotation, cellular component: nucleus. The transcript is spliced from 8 exons. Gene Ontology annotation, molecular function: DNA-binding transcription factor activity, RNA polymerase II-specific; DNA binding.
CUGGGUGUGAAGAUGGCGGACGAGGAGGCCGAGCAGGACCGUAGUCCUGCCGAUGGUAUCAGUGAAACAAUUGGGAAACUCAGACAGCGUUUGGAAAUACUCCACGAGCUCGUUACAGGAAAUAAGGACUCGCAGAUCCAGUCAUCCUCUUCUGAAUAUUGUCAAGAGUUUUGCACGACGCUGUUGGAGUUUGCAGGAUGUUGGAGGAUCGACGAGGAGCCUUUGCCACUGGUGCAAGUGUACAUUAUUGCCCUGUUGAGUUAUGCCCAGGCUUCUCCAUACCUCUCCUUGCAAUGUGAAAAUGUUCCUCUUGUCAUUGAGAGGCUCUCUCUGAGCUUUCUGGAGCUUCUGCUCUCGGUGAAGGAUUUACCAGAUGAGUUAUGGAAAGAAUUCAAGUCAUCUGUGCAGUUUGCAGAUGGCAAACUUCAGGAGAAUGGAAUCACCCUGCUCCCUCCUCUAUGUGCUCUGAGCCAGUAUGAUGGUGUUUGGAGCCACUGGGUCCUGCAAGGCCUUCUAGCCAACAGUAACCUCCAACCAGAACAAGUUGAGGAGUUUCUGGAGCAGGAAGGGAUGAUCCUGCUGCAGAUGAGAGUGAAACAGCUGAUGAAGGAGAAACAGCUGGGGAAGGCUGCGCUUCUGGCAAAGACCUGCUCCGGUUGCUCUGCCUUCCAAGGCAAAGGAGCUUUCAAGCAGAUGUACCUGGUCUGCCUCUGUGGGACUUUAGAACGAGAUCAGCUCAUGGAUGAGCUUUCAAAGGAGGACUGUCGUGAGGUAUUAGACAUGAUCUGCAACCUGGAGUCAGACGGAGAUGACAACGCAGCUUUCAGUUUAUGCUCUGCUUUCCUGACCCGUCAGUUUCUCCAAGGAGACACAUACUGUGCUUGGGAGCUCACUCUGUUUUGGAGCAAACUUAUGAAGCGACUGGAGCCGUCAGACCAGGCCUUCCUUGACAGAUGCUGUCAAAUGUCUCUACUAUCCAAGUCUGUGUACCACAUCCUGUUCCUCAUCAAGGUCAUCCAGUCAGAGAUUGACCAGGCUGGCCUGCCAGUGUGCAUCGAAAUGUGCAUAAGGGCUCUACAGAUAAAAUCAGAUGACAGAAAAACCAAAUCCACCGUAUAUAAAACCAUUUCCUGUUUGCUUCCUGCUGACCUGGAAGUGAAGCGAGCCUGUCAGCUUACAGAGUUCCUCCUGGAACCCACAGUGGAUGCAUACUAUGCUGUGGAGACUCUUUACAAUGAACCAGAUCAAAAACUAGACGAGGUGAAUAUGCACAUUCCCAACUCGCUUCGUUGUGAGCUACUUUUAGUUUUGAAAACCCAAUGGCCCUUUGACCCAGAGUUCUGGGAUUGGAAAACACUGAAACGUCAUUGCUUGGAGCUAAUGGGUGAAGAGGCAUCAAUAGUGUCAUCUAUUGACUCACUGAAUGAUACUGAGAACCCAGAGGAAGACUAUAUGAGUCUAAAGGACUUCAACAAUAUCCCAGACCACAUUGUCAGUGGCACAUAUGAACUUCAAGAUAUCACAGACAAGAAACAGAAAACCAGAGAAAUGAAAAAACUAAGAGAAAAAGGAUUUAUAUCUGCCCGGUUCAGAAACUGGCAGGCCUACAUGCAGUACUGUGUACUCUGUGACAAAGAGUUUCUUGGUCACAGGAUUGUACGUCAUGCUCAGACUCAUUUAAGCAGUGGAACAUACACAUGCCCAAUAUGUGCUCAAACCUUCAGCUCAAAAGAUACUUUGAUCCCACAUGUAACAUCACAUGUUAAACAAUCUUGCGAGGAAAGGCUGGCGGCAAUGAAAACCAACAAAAAUCUGGCUAAUCCUCAAAUAACCACUCCUGGUAUUGCAGCGCUGCAGAUCCAAACACAAAAUGAUCUAUACAAAAAUGGCAAUUCCUUGAGGCGUAAUGAAGGUUUAAUUCAAAAUGGUCAGGCGAAAGUGAUCAGAGGUGGCUCAGAGAUAUGCGAGGAGAACAUGUGCCCAGUUGGAACAUGCAGAAGGAGCUUCAAGUUCUUCAAAAAUCUUAUUGCACAUGUUAAAGCUCACGGAGACGACGAGGAAGCAAAGAGUUUCCUAGAAAUGAGAAGCAAAAAGGUUGUUUGUCAGUAUUGUCGUCGCCACUUUGUUAGUGUCACCCAUCUUAAUGAUCAUUUACAAGUCCACUGUGGUGUGAAGCCUUACAUCUGUAUACAGCUAAACUGCAAGGCAAGUUUUCUGUCAAACACUGAACUCCUCAUACACAGGAAAAGGCACACUAUUUUCAAGGCUAGAUGCAUGUUUCCAAACUGUGGAAAGAUUUUUAGUGCUGCCUUCAAGCUGUAUGACCACGAGGCACAGCAUUAUAAAACUUUCACCUGUAAAGUUGUGGACUGUGGAAAGGUAUUCCACUCUCAAGAGCAGCUGGAUUUGCACCAGGAAAAACAUGCUGCCCUACAGGAAGAAAGCCAAUCUUCCCGACAGCAUCCAGCUUCUGAACAGCCUUCACAAAAUUCACAACCUGGUCUGUCGCUGAUUGAACAAAUACUUUGCAAUAAAUCUCGGCUUAAGCAAGAGCAUUCCCAAGAAAAUGUAAACAGGGAAAGUGCUUGUAAUCCAAAUCAUGGAAAGCUUCCAAUGUCUGACAUUUUGCUGAAAUCCACUCAACAUCCUGUUGAAACUUUGGGACAAUGCAGAGUGAAAGCUCAAAGUGUGGCUUUUCCAUCCAGCCAGAUGGGAUGUGUCAACAGUUCUGUCAUCAAAACUGUACAUUCCCACUUACUUGAACCAAACAGACAAAGUGAUCAUUUUGGAGAUUAUAGAAUACCUCAUAAUCAUCCAGUGCCUCCAUCGGAAGCCAGCUCUGGAAAUCUUUUGCAAAGCCAGCCAAAAGUGUUCUCUAGUAUGAAUGCUGACGCAGCUCGUUACAUCUCUGAUUGUGACUUACCAUUGCCAGCACAGCAAGGGCAAAUGGCAGGUAAUAACUCGCUACCAGUACCACUGUCACAGAUUUCUAGAGAACCAGCAAUGUUGCAACCACUCCCACCGACUGUAAGCCCACAGCAACUACCUGGAAACAAACCAGUAAACCCUGUAACACCCUCAAAUAGUACAGGACCUCCCCCCGGACAGAGGGAGAGAUUUCACUGUGCGUUUGGAGCAUGCACAAGACACUAUAGCUCCUACAGAAGUGUGGCCAAGCACAUGAAGGCAGUCCACCCAGAUUUCUACGAGCAAUGGAAAGUUACUCGGACUAAGAUCAAGAUAACCUAUGUUCCAGCGCAGAGUGCAUCGUCUGCUGCACAUUUGAGUUCAGUUUCCCCACAUCAGAUUCAGCAGGCCCAUGGUGUGUCAGUUCAUGGAGUUCAAAGGCAAAAUGUUAUUCAAUCACCUCCUUAUGCUAACAGGGUAACCAGCUCAAACUAUGCUGCCCAACAGUCACUUUCCUCACUUAACCACAGACAAAAUAGUUCAUUGCUAAUGGGAAAUGUUUUGAGCCCUAUUGUUCUCUCUCAGUUAGGCACUGAGAGAGAUCCCAUUGCUACACCAUCCCAAUUUAUAGGCAGUCAAAACUGGCAGACUGUUGAUGGAAGCAAACAAAUUCAUAACUCGGAUCCUUCCCAAGUCUUUCCACCUAAUGUGCAAGUGAUGCCACCAGCUGAUUCUAGUAGUGGUGCUCCAUCUCUAACAGUUUCAUCUUGCACUAUGAUGAGCAGACCAGAAUCCUUUCAGUCACACCUGAUGAAGAGUAGGAUGCAGUCCAUUAUUUCUUCAAACAUAAACCAUGCAAAGGAAAUAUCCCAACAAGCAAAAACUCUUACGCCAUGUGCAUUGCAGAUGCAGAACAAUUUUGUCUCUGGUUCAGUGACACCAGAGAACAUCAAAGCAAUGGAAAGUCAUGAACAAUCCAAUUACUCCCAUCUGGAUAGAGCAAGCCAUAAAACCGAAAACAACAAACCAGAAAAUGGCCCUAAUGUCUCUGAAAACAGUCCUGGAAAACAGAAACAAGCCAGAAAACACAAAAGAGCCAAGUGUCCAGCAAUCGUUAAGGAUGGUAAAUUUGUUUGUCGGAGGUGUUUCAGACAAUUUGACAGUCCUAGAUCCCUUGGGGGCCAUUUGUCCAAGCGCACGAUUUGCAAACCAUAUCAAGACUCUGAACUGAACGCAGACUUGCCAAGGUCAUUUCUGGGUCUUCUCAAUUCAGAGAAAAUUGUUGGUGCCUCGCAGUCACAUCUAUCUUACAACGGUUCCACUAUGUAUCAGAAGCCCAACUACCCACAAGAUAACCUGUCAGCAUAUGGCAAUGGUGAGUCAAACGAUGACAUCCUCAAACAAAUUAUGGCUGAAUCAAAUAUGUCUGAUCUUUUUGUGCACGCCUCUGUUCCCCAGCCAUUGUUUCAAAGCCCCUGUACUCCCUACGGGGCUAGUGAGCGCGUACAUGGCUCAGUAAUACAACAUACAGAAAAUAUCCAGCUGAAGCAUGAAGAUAUCCCGUACAGUACAACCCAUUAUCCUCAGCCAAGUAUUGAUACAGGUCCUGGAAGUGAAUUCCCUGAGCCUCUUCUUUCACAAAUCCUCACAGAAAAUCCUUCCACUUCUAUCCUUGGUAGUGCUCCCACAAACACCAUGACUCCUGGAGAACUUCACUGUGAAAUGGCUAUUCUGACACCUAAUGCACAUUCAAACUUGAUAUCUGUGCAACAUGACAGACAGCUCAGUCAGGCAAUAACAAAUGGCAAUAAAACUGAGACGCAAAGGAGGACUACUGAGAAGGACAUUAAAAAGCGGUUGCGUGAGCAGAUUUUGGCUGGUGACUUUCAGCGCAGAAGCAUGUGUCAUUCAAGCAACAGUGAUCAAAAAGCAAAUCCCAUAUCUUUGGCCCCAGUGUAUAGUCCUCCCAAUAGUUCUGAAUUUCAUAGUUUGUCUCAUGAUGCAAACAACGAUUCAGUUGUCCAUGGGCAAGUCUUUAAAAGCAGUUCAGGAUCAUCUGGUGAAAUCAAACAACUAUUAAAUACACAUAGCUUCACUUGUUUCAGAGAGACGGCUGCAAUGCAGCAGAAGGUACCAAGCCCAACAGGCAUUUUGGCGAGUGAUCCAGAUCCUGAACCCUCUGAGUUAUCAAACAGCCAACAACAGUGCAUGACAGAAAUUCAGUCUGCGUUUGAGAGACUGAACUUAGUCAGAGAAAUGUCUGUUCAGAAGUCAGCCUCUAUGAAACAGAAUAGAGCCUGUACGGACAGCUGGGCUCUACCUUCAAAAGAAAAGUCCACUAGCUUAGUUUCUCCUACCUUUGUCAAACCAUUUGCUUGUGAGUGCUGUUCAUUUAGUUCCAUAUCCAGUGAAGCACUUUGGAAACACCUCUCCAAAACACACAACUACACACUUGAGAUGGUUAAUGUCGUCAAAAAAAAGUACGGCCAAUAUGCUCCUUUUAAGUGUCAGAAAUGUAGCAAAGCAUUUACUCGAAACUCAAACCUUCGCACUCACUACGUGUCAUUACACAAACUAUCGGCUGAAGAAAUUUCAGAACUUGAUGUAAAGCGCAAACUGGCCAACGCUGCUGCAUCUCCUGCUAUUCAGAAGUGGCCAGGUAGUACAGGUGAGGCCCCAGCUAACUGCUCACGUGCUGCUAAUGGGAAACAUCUGUAUCCACUCCAAGAUGCAGUAAAAAGUGAGGCAUUUGUCCCUUGCAUUAACACAGCUCAUCAUAAAUCUCAAGAUGAAAUUUGCCCCUCAGUCCUUCAUCCCUUGCAGUCUGUUCCCAUGUACAACCAGGAAAUGACUCCACCAGCGCAGGCUCAAACAUCUACAGGAUUUCUGUCAGCAGGGAUGCCAUUAGCACAGUGCUCACAAGAACAGCAAAGAAACUCGGCUAGAGUGCACAAUCAACAUGCAGGAAGUUCGUUUUUCCCCAAAGUAUCUCUUCCUGUUACCCAGGAUUUGCCUGCCACACCUUACGCUAAAGGCCCGCUGACUCCUGACCAAGGAUCUAUGAGUAGAGAGGGUGUGGAUAAGCCAAAUACAGACAUCACCAUGAAAACAAGAGGGAAAAAACCUAAAUCAGGCGACCCCACUAGUCCCUACAGACCUUAUCGCUGCGUCCAUCAAGGCUGCAUGGCUGCUUUUACCAUCCAGCAUAAUCUAAUACUCCAUUACAGAUCAGUGCACCAGUCUGCUUUGUCAGCACUGGAGGUAAACAAAGAGCAAGACCAUAGUGAAGGAGUGGAUGAAAUAAUGGACCAUGCUGAAGAAGAGCCAGAGGCAGAGUUUCCUCAAGUUUCUGAAUUCAGGUGCCAAGUCAAAGACUGCUGCUGUGUUUUCCAAGAACUUCCCAACCUAUUCCAGCAUUAUUUCCAGCUACAUAAAUUCACUCUCGAUAAGGUUGGCAGUCUUUUAUCUGGCAUCAAACUUGGGACGUUCACUUGCGGCCACAAAGGUUGUACAGAAUCCUUCACUGCUUUACGAAAAUAUGUAGGUCAUGUCAAAGAAGAACAUAAAGAUCUAAAUCUUACCAAACCGGAGCAAUUAAAUGUUUCAUUUAAGUGUGAAAUUGAAGGCUGCGACCGUUCAUACGCCACAAAGUCAAAUCUGCUCCGACAUGUCAUGAAAAAACACCAGGACCUCUACCAACACAAGCUAAAAAAUAAACAGGUGAAAGAGAAUGGGAUGAAACAGAAGUCAAAGACUUUGCUUUAUCAAAUUACCAAGACAAGUAAUGGGAAAGAAAACAUUGAGAGCAACAAAAAAAACUUUUUGAAAGCCAACGCAAAGAGAGUGGGCAGGUCGAAGAAUCACUGGGUUAAAUAUGGAAAGCCGUCCUUGAAAUCUAAACUUGAGGCAUCUGCGAUGUGUACCAAGAAAUUCCCUCUACAGUAUCCUUGUAUGAUCAAGGGUUGCGAGCUGGUUAUGAAAACCGAGCGUAGCAUACUUAAACAUUACAUGGGGCACGGAUUGUCUGAAAAGUACCUAGAAGAGCACAGGAGUCACUUCAUAUUCUGCAGGAAGUUCGCCAGGCAGAAGUGUCACUCCAUCAGGAGCGAUGACUCCAAAUCAGACAACACCUCUGAUCAGUCAGACAACGAAAUGACGCCACCUGCCGUUGUAGACGGAGUGGAUUAUGACGAUUCAAAGCCUGUCCUGCGCAGGAGGAUUCCAGCAGGGAUCCCCAUUGCGUUAUUUGACAGUAAAUUAUCAAACGACGAAAGCUCUAACAGCUCUGCAGUGCUGAAAAGAAAGCGAGGGCGUCCACGGAAGUUCAUAGAAAAAAUAGCCAAACGCAAGAAAAUUUCACAUGUGACAAAGACUGAUGUGGUUUACAGCAAGGAGGAGGAGUCGGAGUCCUCCUGCCCUGUCGAAAUCCAGGAGCAGACUGAGCCAAGCCCUUCACUUGCCUCUUUUAAACCAAUGGGAUUUGAAAUGUCUUUUCUAAAAUUCCUGGAGCAGUCAAACAAAUCUGAACACAAACUGAUAAAGACGGUGACAGAAAUGAAGAUCCAAGCCAGCCUGAACACCAAAGACACCUGUGUCAAGUUCAGCAAUCGGCAGAACCUGAAGUCACUUGGUAAAGUAAAGAUAAAUCUAGACCCGACCUUUUCAAGUGUCACUGGCCCCAUGUUGAAGCAGCUGCAGCACAUGCAUCCGACAGUAGUAUUAGAAAAAUGUGACUAGUGUUUUCUUCUUCUUUUUGUAAGUUUGCCUCUGCAGUUUUUCAGGACUUGAGGGAGUAAAUUCUGCUGCAGACUGGCUCCCCAUCCUCCCCUUACUGGGAAAAAAGCUAUACAUGUACAGUUUCCCCUUUUUAUACAGUAACUUUUAAAGCAUGUUUAGAUUCUUUACCAAUUUGAUCUAACACGGUGUUAAACUGACAUCAGCUUGUGUCUUAAUUAUCCCUGUGGGACAUGGACACAAUGGGCUAAAAUUGACUGCUGUUGUGUGUAGCUUGUGAAGAUGUUGAAUAUGUGAUUACUGUGUAUAUAGUUUGAAAUCAUCUACUGCCACCAGCAGUCUUGUUAUUAAACAGUUUUUGUUUGAUACCACUGUCAUUCAGGAAUUCAUUUGGUUUAAAGGUUAGACAUGUUUCUUUAUAAAGCAAGUGUAUGAUUUUGACCUUUUUUCAAUCGUUAGGUACAUGUGAGCUCAUUAAAUGCUCUGCAGUCUUUUGUAAGGGAAUGUGCUUUCUUAUGUCAUGAUCUCAUUUUCUAUUUAAAACUCACCAGUUAAAAUCCCGGUGUUUAACCUUCACUUCGUAGUCACAUAUUGAAUGCUAAUAAAUGAAUAGUGCAGUGUUUUGGAGCUGCACUUAUUUAGUGUCCACAAACGCCUUAUUGUGCAUUCCAAGUGUCCUCGGAUCUGGAGUUCUGAGACACCGGGAACGCACCAUUAAAAUAGGCGUUUUUUUUAGUGCACAUAUAAAAUGGAAAUGCUUCUGUGUUGUUGUUUUUUUUUUAAUUUAUUUUAUAUCAUCCAUUUGUGAUACUCCAAUGUGUUAUUCCUUUUAAACAAAUCAUUAUUCCCUAUUCCAUCCAGAUAAAGGUAGAAAUAGUACGAAAUGAAUGGAUAAAGCUCAAGGUAGUGAUCUUAGUGUUGUGAUUGUGUCAGUUGUCACUUCUGUGCAGCAAAAGGCUCAUUGGGCUAAAUACCAACCUCAAAACUGGUCAUUGAUCCCAUUUCAGGGGAGAGUGAGUUACUGCCAUGUUUGUUCUUCAGUCAAAAUUCAUCUGCAGUUGCCCAUUUUUAAUGUUUUUAUUAAAUAAAUGAAAUUUUUGGAAAAUUA